AAGAACACUGAGAAUAGUUUUGACGAAGAGAUUAUUCCAUUCAAAAAAAGCCGUCCGUCCAUCCAUCGACAGACCGGAAAACGAACGCCAAAGAAGUCAGCAAAUUGUAACAACAGCGAUUCUGAUUCAGACAUAGCCACCAAAUCUUCGUUCUGCCACGUGAGCGAAAUCACAUCUGAGGUCGAAGAUUCUGAUACCGAUCUAUCGAACACAUAUUCGUCUCACCGUAGUGACGAAAGCCGUAGUGACGAAAGUGAGAGUGAUGACGACGAUCUGUCCGUCCAUUCAUUACAAGAGAAAGUUCAAGAUAAAAAACGACAAAACAAGGCGGCUGCGAACGUCUCAAGCGAAAAAACGGUCCACAAGCGCAAGAAGAAAAAUCCUGAUGACGAUUCAUCCGUCAAUGAAACGAAACGCAUUAAGGUCCAUCAAGGCGAUAAAAGAAAAGAUCAUUCAUCGCCCGUCAUUCAUAUCGAUACGUCCGUUCGUCCAUCCGGCAAAAAUUCGGCUAAGAAAGUCAAAAAUGCAAGCAAAAAGAAAACAACUAAAAAGCGUAGUGCGCCGAAUGUUGUUGAUGAAAGCUUCGAAGGUCAACAAUGCUUCCAUCCGUCAAAAUAG
Messenger RNA from Contarinia nasturtii (swede midge), 618 nucleotides. RefSeq names its product protein pxr-1-like. Lineage: Eukaryota; Metazoa; Arthropoda; Insecta; Diptera; Cecidomyiidae. The record is from RefSeq and is a predicted model, not a curated record. The transcript has 2 exons. The annotation marks the transcript as partial.